AUGUACGAGGAUAAGAAAUCGGCCAAGGAGUUGAAGCGGGCGGUGGAUCAGGCCGCAAUGGAGUCCGCCCUCGACGCCGUCAGUGGUGCUGCGCCGAAAAAGGGGAAGAUCACAGACAUCUACGGCAGCGAAGUCUCAUGCGCUAAGGAGGAGGCAGACGAGGCGAUCUGCAUCUUGUUCGCUGCUUCUCGGAUUCCAGAGAACAUCGCCAACCAUCCGCUGUGGAAGCAUGCUAAAUGUCGGAAGCCGGUGGAGAGUGCGUUUGUCCCGAUUGCGGAAAGCUGGAAGCGGGACGGCGUCACCAUCGCGUCGGACAUGAUGACUGACCGGUGCGGCCGCCCUCAAGCCAACAUUCUUCUCGUCAACGACUCGGGGGCGGUUUUCACCGAGGCCGUUGAUUGCAAGAUGGAGACGAAAAUGGGGGGCUUCAUUGCAAGCAUUCUCAGCCCCGUUGUAGAUAAGACGGGCCCUGAGAACGUGGUGGCGCUCUGCACCGAUGGGGGCAGCACCUAUGCAUCGGCAGUCAAGAAUGUCAUCACCCGUUGGCCUCACAUUGAGCACGUGCUGUAA
This is a messenger RNA of Closterium sp. Naga37s-1, 570 nucleotides long. The record is from the annotation of a GenBank genome assembly. Lineage: Eukaryota; Viridiplantae; Streptophyta; Zygnematophyceae; Desmidiales; Closteriaceae.